This is a messenger RNA of Striga asiatica, 2264 nucleotides long. Lineage: Eukaryota; Viridiplantae; Streptophyta; Magnoliopsida; Lamiales; Orobanchaceae. The record is from the annotation of a GenBank genome assembly.
AAAAAAGCUGAAAAGUCGUCAAUCCUUCAAUUUGAAAACAUCACCCACAGUCAUCUCUCACAUGCUCGGCUCCUCGAUGAUUCAAUAAUGCAAAAUAUUUUUUUAUGGAAAUCGAAUCUCUACAUUGGUUGAGACUUGAGAGUGAAAGUGAGCUGUUUGCGCCUAUUUUGGUUGCAACCCUUUUAUUCGAAAGUUGAUUAGUGUUGAGUGGUGGCUCCAAGAUUGGAUCUUUGCAUUUGGGGCUUCAUGAUUUUCUUCGUCCCAGGUACAAAUACAGUUGCAGAGCACAUUUUUUCAGUGAUAUGCAAUUCUUGGAAAAUUUAAAUUGAAAAUCAAGAUGGAAAAGAGGAAAUGGCCGUGGAAAAAGAAAUUGUCUGAAAGGAGUCCUGGGGAGAGCGAAAGCUCGGGAUCAUUUUCUUCGCACUCAGAGAGAUACUCUGAUGAACAGGAAGUACUGAGAGAAGAACAGCCUUCGAAUGAUAAUAAUCCGCACUCUCCCGAAGUGACCUCAAAAGCUCCAUCAAUGGACGAUGAAGAAGUGAACGAAACUGUCAAGAGCCUAACACAAAAGCUAUCAGCAGCUCUCGUUAACAUCAGCACAAAAGAAGACUUAGUUAAGCAGCACGCUAAAGUUGCCGAAGAAGCUAUAGCCGGUUGGGAAAAGGCGGAAAAUGAAGUGACAUCACUUAAGCAGCAGCUCGAAACCGCAUUGCAGCAAAACACGAACCUCGAGGCACGUGCAAACCAUCUAGACGGGGCCCUCAAAGAAUGCGUACGCCAAUUGAGACAGUCGAAAGACAAGCAAGAAAAAAGAAUUUCGAACGCAAUUCACGAAAAAAGCACUGAGUGGGAGUCGCAAAAGGCUGAGCUCGAGAGGCAAAUUUUCGAUCUCCAAAACAAAUCGAGCUCCCAAGAUCCCGAAACUCUCCUCAUUCUCGAUUCUCUAGAGAGAGAAAACACAUCCCUCAGACAAGAACUCGACUCGUACUUAAAGGAGUUAGAAAUCGUUACAAUCGAGAGGGAUUUGAGCACUCAAGCAGCCGAAUCUGCCAGCAAAUCACAAUUAGAGAGCAUUAAAAAGAUCGCCAGGCUGGAGGCCGAGUGCCGGAAAAUCCAAUCCAACAUAGCUCGAAAAUUGAAUCCUCUGAACAAUCACAAUCACAAGUAUUUUUUUUAUGCGGAGUCACUAACCGACAGUUGCAAGAGUAGCAGCACUUCCGAACACAACUGCUUGGAUUUCGACUUGCUCAAGAACGAAAAACACUCGCCCAAGAAUUUAGCUGUCGAAAUCGAUAUCAUGGACGAUUUUCUUGAAAUGGAACGUCUCGCGUCCUUGCCUGGGCCCGAACAAAAAGACGGGCCCUUUUCGAAUUCGGAUUCUAUUUCUUUGAGGGACGAGCUCGAGUCGAUGAGUAAACGUGUGGAGGAAUUGGAAAAUGAGCUGAAGAGGGUAGAAAUGGAAAAGUUUGAACUUCAGAAUGCUUUGGAGGAGAGUUUGGAUUCUUUGAAGGGUGCAGAGAGUAAAUUGAAGGAAGUGGAAAAGGAGUUAAAAGCCGUGAAUGAGACGAAAGAGUUGCUCGAGUUUCAGCUUGUUGGUAUGGAAGUCGAAGCUAGGACACAUUCGGAGUCGAUAAAAGCCGAGAUUGAAAGGGAAAAGAAAUUAUCGGGUGAACUGAGUGCCAAAUGUCAAGAAUUGGAGAGCAUCAAAUCGAAUGCUGAACCAAAUGCAAAGCAGGAGGAAAUAGCUGUAGCUGCUGAUAAACUUGCCGAGUGUCAAAAAACGAUAGCAUCUUUAGGAAGACAGCUCGAGUCUCUUGCAACAUUGGAGGAUUUCUUGAUCGAAACAUCAAACAUAUCCAAUGGAGGCAAUGCUUAGAGAUCAACAUUGAACGAAGCUUUUGUCAUGAUGACAUAAUGGUGAGAUUUGGAUUGUUCAAGAAUGUCGAUGGAGAAUCGUACUAGUUUUGAAAAUGGCGAUGAGGAUUUAUUGCCAAGAACACAAAAUGGCUUUCGCGAAGUUUUUCUCCGGAAGUAAGAAUUCGAUUGAACAUGGAAAGAUUAGAUUUUUAUUUUCUUUUUUGCUACUUUUUUUAGAUCUCUUGGUGUAUAAAAGGGAAAUUGUGUUGGUUUGUGAGGAAUUGGGAUUGAUAGUAUUAGAUCUCUUUGAAUUCCAAAUUGCAUUUGUGUUUAGGAAUCUUAAGCAUAAAGAGAAUAUCAAAACCAGUGUAUCCUGCACUUUAGGUUUUGAUCAAAUUACACUCGUG